CUUCGCUUCCCUUUUGUUUGUCCCUGACCGUGCGCCGUCCAAGGGUCCAUUGGUUGCCAUAGAGACGGGCGAGCGCGGGGCCUGUGAUCGCUGAGCGGCGAGCAGCUGCGACCCUGGGCUUCUGGGGACUUGAGCGUCAUGUCUUUCCGCGACCUCCGCAAUUUCACAGAGAUGAUGAGAGCCCUGGGAUACCCUCGACAUAUUUCUAUGGAGAAUUUCCGAACACCCAAUUUUGGACUUGUAUCUGAAGUGCUUCUCUGGCUUGUGAAAAGAUACGAGCCCCAGACUGACAUCCCGCCUGACGUGGACACUGAACAGGACCGAGUUUUCUUCAUUAAGGCAAUUGCCCAGUUCAUGGCCACCAAGGCACAUAUAAAACUCAACACUAAGAAGCUUUAUCAAGCAGAUGGGUAUGCGGUAAAAGAGCUGCUGAAGAUCACAUCUGUCCUUUAUAAUGCUAUGAAGACCAAGGGGAUGGAGGGCUCUGAAAUAGUAGAGGAAGAUGUCAACAAAUUCAAGUUUGAUCUUGGCUCAAAGUUUGCAGAUUUGAAGGCAGCCAGGCAGCUUGCGUCUGAAAUCACCUCCAAAGGAGCAUCACUGUAUGACUUGCUCAGCAUGGAAGUAGAGUUGAGGGAAAUGAGAACAGAAGCCAUUGCCAGACCUCUGGAAAUAAAUGAGACUGAAAAAGUGAUGAGAAUUGCAAUAAAAGAGAUUUUGACACAGGUUCAGAAGACUAAAGACCUGCUCAAUAAUGUGGCCUCUGAUGAAGCUAAUUUAGAAGCCAAAAUUGAAAAGAGAAAAUUAGAACUGGAAAGAAAUCAGAAGCGACUAGAGACUCUGCAGAGUGUCAGGCCGUGUUUUAUGGAUGAGUAUGAGAAGACUGAGGAAGAAUUACAAAAGCAGUAUGACAUUUAUCUGGAGAAAUUUCAAAAUCUGACUUACCUGGAACAACAGCUUGAAGACCAUCAUAGGAUGGAGCAAGAAAGGUUUGAGGAAGCUAAAAACACUCUCUGCCUGAUACAGAACAAGCUCAAGGAGGAAGAGAAGCGCCUGCUCAAGAGUGGAAGUAACGAUGACUCGGACGUAGACAUCCAGGAGGAUGAUGAAUCCAACAGUGAGUUGGAAGAAAGGCAGCUGCCCAAGCCGCAGACAGCCAUGGAGAUGCUCAUGCAAGGAAGACCUGGCAAACGCAUUGUGGGCACGAUGCAAGGUGGAGACUCCGAUGACAGUAUGGAAGCAGCAACAGCUCUCUUAGGUAAAUGCAAGACUUCCAGCUCCAAGAAGCAGGAGGACUCGGAGGAGAGUGAAAUUGACAUGGAAGAUGAUGAUGAGGAUGACGAUUUGGAAGACGAGAGCAUUUCUCUCUCACCAACCAAGCCCAAUCGAAGGGUCCGGAAACCUGAACCCCUGGAUGAGAGUGACAAUGACUUCUGACCCUUUUGCCAAGGGACUCUGGCAGAUUAAAACCCUCAGACUUGUAGGUAAAUGGGAACUUAGAAGAUUAGGAAGGUAACGCCUGUUUUGUUCACUAAGCUGGCUGGACUCAUGAUUACUGAAGCAAUACUUAUUUCUGCUUUAGCCUCCUAUGUUUGCAUUCCAUGAAGCUUAAAUAAGAAUUGAAGCAAAUCCCUAAGAUUUUUUUUUUCCACCUUAUUUAUCUCCUAAAAGUUGAGGAAUGCAUGUGUUCUUAGUGAUUCACACCCACGGGACAAAAACUCAAGGAGAAAUAAGAGCUGGCGCCACACAAAUGUUGGCUGCUUUUGUUACUAUACAUUUUCUCUGAGAGUCCGGCAGAGUUGGGGCUGGAACUUGGCACUGGGGACUCAUGUUUGGAAUCGUAGGGGCAUCUGGCUGUUAAUCACUUGCACCGUUGAGAACAUCUCCUAUAUGUCGGCUUUUAAUUCUAGCCCUUGUUUCAUUUUGUAAUCUUAUUUUCUUUCUUCUGCAUGUUCACAAUACCAAGCAUUAAAUGUAUUUUAGUAACGAAAAUUUUCUGAAAGAAGGUUAGCUAAAGUUAAAUGAAAACUUGGUUUCUUUGAAAAUCAGGCAGUAGAGACAGGCUCCAGAUGAGGAAUCCUCCGUGUUCUCUCCGAAGCUGACAUUGCUCUGGGAGUCCAGUUCAUCUUGGAUUACAGCCACCUUCAUGUUUCCAUGGCUGGUACUAAAUCUGGAAACUCUGGUGACCUGGGCUGCCCUCUCGGAGACGCCAGACUCCCGUGGCAAUGACAGCCGGGACACUCUCCUUCCCUCCAGCCAGGGUUUCUCUAAAGGAGCUUUGUUUUGUCUAAAGUGUGGCAAGACGUAGUGCACAACACAGGGACAAAGGCAGGUUUCCUGCAGCUCGCUACCUAAGUGUUUCUGUAGGGGAAGGAGCCAAUUAAGAAAAAGUCUUGGUACAGAUUCGUGUUUCUGAUUUAAAACAACAACAACACAGGAUUGAAUUAGGUAGAGUAGUAGCACUAGAAGAAUUUUUCUGUUGUGAAAUUAGAAGUGGAGUUGGUUUUUUUCUUCUUUUUUUUUUUUUAAUAUGAAAAGUACUUAGCUGGGAGUGGUGGCAAGCGCCCUUGGGCCCAGCUACUUAGGAGUCCGAGGUGGGAGGAUCACUUGAGCCCAGGAGUUUUAAACUAGCCUGGACAACUAAGUGAGACUCCAUCUCUACAAAAAAUUAAAAAAUUAGCCAGGUGUGGAGGGGCAUGCCUGUGGUCCCAGCUAUUCAGGAGGCUGAGGCAGGAGAAGCACUAGAGACCAGGAGGUCGAGGCUGCACUGAGCCGUGAUCAUGCCACUGCACUCCAGCCUGGGUGAUAGAGUGAGAACCUUUUCUUUAAAAAAAAAGAAAAAGAAAAGCAUGCUGCUUGUAAAAAGCAUACAGUAGGUGCAGUGGCUCACACCUGUAAUCCUAGCACUUUGAGAGGCCGAAGCGGGUGGAUCAACUGAGGUCAGGGGUUUGAGACCCCAGCCUGGCCAACAUGGCGAAACCCCACCUCUACUAAAAAUACAAAAAUUAGCCCGGGCGUGGUAGCACAUGCCUGUAACCCCAGCUACUGGGGAGGCUGAGGCAGGAGAAUCGCUUGAACCUAGGAGGCAGAGGUUGCGGUGAGCCGAGAUGGCGCCACUGCAUUCCAGCCUGGGCAACAGAGUGAGACUCCAUCUCAAAAAAAAAAAAAAAAAAAAAAGCAUACAGUAAAUUAAAAAGAAAAGCACAAAACAGUUUUCACUUAUUUUACAAUUAAAAAGUCAGAAGACUUCUGAAGUUAUCUUUUCAUACAUGUAUUUAACACCAUAUUUCAUAUUAUUAAAUAGGUUUUACUUAAAAAUAUAAUUAUUUUAUUUGUACCUGUCAGAUAUAAAUACUUAUUCAGGAGUUCACAGGUUUGAAAAGAUACACAUAAAUUUUAGGAACUUUUGAGUUAUUUCUGUCAUUUUUGCUUUUUUCUCUUUUCCUAAAUUUUAUAUAUAAGAUUACCCCUUAAAAAAAAAAACGAAACAGCAUUCAGUGAAUUCACCAGUAAUUUGAAAUGCACCAUAUUGUAAAUGAUCCACUGACAGGGAAGCUAGCGUGUUGGAGCCAUGCCAGCCACCUCAGACACCAUGGCUCUAAGACGCGGAAGAGUCACUGCAUCUUCUUGGAUGUUACAGAUUUGGUUUGCCUGAAUGUGACUUGACUUCUGUUUUAAAAAAACAUACAAAUAAGAGUUCUGUUUUCCUUAUGUGAUGCUUUCCCCUAACACACUUUAACACAGAAGCCUAACCUAGCUACAAAGAGCCCAUCCACAGACAUAGGCAACAGCUCCAAAGGGUGUUUCAUCGUGUCCUGCUUCUAGAUCAUCUGUUAGUUAACUGACUUUGUGCAAAGUCUCGCCAUGUAGAGCACUGCCUUGCUUGACCAAGGAAGUUUCUGUCAACAGCAAGCUUUGUGUACUCUAUCAUUUUUAUUAAAGUAUUUCAGUCAAUAGUGACCCAUUGUAGAAUGGAUCCAGGAGUCACAUGGGCAAGUGCUUUAUGACCUGGCACCAUUUGGUUUUGGUCAGGCAGCAGAGCAGACCUCAGGACCUAAGGAGGAUGGUUGUGAUUAGGUCAGUAGAAAACUAGCAGGCCACUGUUGAUAAUUAUUUACUAUAUAAUUAGAGGACUUCCUAAAAUGCUUUAAAAAAAUGUGUAUUGAUGGAAAAUACAAAGGAAUUUUUCAAAUA
Molecule: messenger RNA, 4191 nt
Organism: Nomascus leucogenys (northern white-cheeked gibbon)
Lineage: Eukaryota; Metazoa; Chordata; Mammalia; Primates; Hylobatidae
Gene: IFT38
Product: intraflagellar transport 38
Biological process (GO): cilium assembly
Cellular component (GO): intraciliary transport particle B; centrosome; cilium
Source: RefSeq, a predicted model, not a curated record